AUGUCUGGAGGCAGUGUUCGAGUUGAGCCGCCGUUUGUUGACUUCAGCGAUGUUUGCGUCGGGGGGGUUUACAAGACAACGCUCACGGCCACAAACAUCGGGAAAGGUCGGAAAAAGAUCAUCAUUGAGAAGCCCGCCAUGAAGUUGUUCAAGUUCACAGCAGCGGGUACAGCCGUGACUGUGGCUCCUGGUCAGUCUGUCAGUGGCCUGCUGCAGUUCACUCCAGAGAAAGAGGAGGUGGUCAGAGACUGCCUUCUGAUCCAUAUAGAUGAUGUGGAGACCAUUGAAGUCCCAUUGCUUGGGUUUCCCAGGACUUGCUCCCUCCUGACGGACUCGGUAUUAGACUUUGGUUGUGUUGCUGCCAGCAGUCAGAUAAUCAGCAAACACCAUCCUAUAACCAAUCAAGGAUCACAACCAGGUGUGUUCCAAGUGCAGUACAGUGCAGACCCUUCAAUCAAACUGUCACCCCUCAGUGGAGUCAUUGCAGCGGGCGCCACCCAGUGGUUAAAAGUUGAACUACGCACAGACAGACCCGUGCAAAUUGAUGAGAAGGCUCUGAUAAAACUCCAGAGUUUCUCUGCUGUAACUCUUACUAUCAGGGCUGAAGUGGUGGAUCAGCGGCUUGAGGUCUGUGACCUGAAGGGGGAUUCACUCUCCUGUCUGUGGUUUGGGCCUCUAUAUUAUGGGACAUCCUGUGUGAAGAAUGUGUUUCUGAGAAACAAUGGCCCCCAGGCCUGUGACUGGAUCUGCCUGCUUCAGGAUACUGCUGCUGGGACUGAAGUGGGAACCGACCUCCGAAAGAGCACAGACACCUCCCUGUGUGAGAGAGAGGAGCAGUGCUACCCAGCGGCGCAGGAUUUCUCUCAAGUCUUGGUGUGUGCACCUCAGCAGGGUCGACUGGGACCUUAUGACACAACCACUGUGGCCGUGAGCUUCAGUCCGUUUCGUAUCAGGCCGACAAGAGUGGAGCACAAUCGCUCAGACAGACGACAGGACUAUUGUCUUUUCCUGUUAUUUGACUCAGUGGGGAGGAGACAUGGCUUCACUCACCACAGUGGUAACAAUAGUGUGGAAAUGGCAGUGACAGGCUCUGGGCUGCCUGUCUCUCUGGUACCCAGUCCUUCUCAAAGGAUUGAUUUCCCACCCUGUAUGAUGGGCCAAAAUAUGGAUCUGCUGUGUGUGCUGCAGAACCUCUGCCCUGAACUUCCCGUCCACUUCCACUUCCGCAAGUUACCACAUUUCAUCACUGAACCUUUCAGGGGCACCAUAGGCCCUGGGCAGAGUCAGGAUGUAGUUUUGUCUUUCACUGCGCGGCAGCAGGGGAGCUUCCAGCUGUGCCAGAUGCUGGAUGUCUUAGGUCAUGUUCACCAGAGCAGUGACAACACGGCUGUUACUGAACUUAAGCUUCGUAGCUUCCACACAGUGGCUCUACAGCUGUCUGCUAUCUGCUGCAGUGAGACUCUGCCAAAACCUAAUCCUGACAUCAUUCCAGCAGUGACUAAAACAACUCGGUCACCACCUCGCGCUCAGCCUAGUGAUCUGGCUUUCUGUCAUGUGAGGGCACACGCUGAUGUCCUCAGCACCAACAAAACACGAGAUUCCAGGGAGACGAGUCAAAACGCAGAGGAGGAGGAGUCCCCGGCCUUUCCAAGCCGCAGGGCAUCUGACAUGAGGCCGGCCUCUUCAAACAGACAGUACAGGGCUGAUGAAUCCUUUCAUCGUUAUGCGGACACCAAGUAUGUUCUCACUGAGAUGGAGCAGAGACAGCAAAAUCAACAGAUUUACACAGACCUCAUCAAACAGCUCAUGCAAACACGGCGGGCGAGAAUAAAGAAGAGCGAUGCUAGACAGCAGGAAAAAAUGUUACAGGAGGUGGACAUCGGGAUUAUACCUGCUCAAGGACUUGUUCCCCCAAAACUUCGUAUCUGGGACAUUGAGAGCAGUGACAUCUCAAAAACCAAGCUUAAGAAUGCUUGUGCUUUCCCACAAACCAAAUGCAGCUGCCCAGGAAAAAAGACAUCCAUCCCCCUGCAGUUCAAAAGUCAGGCCUCAGAAGUAAUGAGUGCAGUUCCCUCUAACAGCCAGGAGGUGGCAGACUGCAGCAGGACUCUGACAGCUCAGGAAUUCUACCAAGUUGUCAUAGGUCCAUCGUUUCUGGACUUUGGCGAAGUGUGUGUGCAGUCGAUGUGUGUUCAGAAGCUGGAGCUGACCAAUCAUCUAUCAGUGUACGCCUGGGUGCAGCUGGAGAUGGACUGUCCGGAGCUGCAGGGCUCCUCACCCCUCUCCCACGUCCUGCCCCCCUGCUCACACAACACCUUACCGCUGACAUUUCAGAGCAACAAGCUGGGACACUUUUACAGACCUGUGUCCUACACUGUAAACCAGCAGCACCCCGGUCAGAUACUAGUCCAGGCUCAGGUCGUCCCCUUGGCUCUGGAACUGUCCACCAACCUGCUAGUGCUCCAUUCCGCCCCCACCUUACUUGCCCAGUCAGGAUAUAGAAGUUCAGUUACACUUCGAAACCAUGGAAACCAUGCCGCAGAAUUCACAUGGAGACCAAUAGUCAGAGAGAAUGGCGUCCUGUUCUCUAUUCGACCAGCUACAGGUACAGUGGAGCCAUUCAGGGAAUUGGACUGUGACGUGGUGUGGCAUCCCUCCUUCGCUUCCCCUGCAGAAGGAGACUUUGACCUGUGUGUCCACGAGGGCAACACACAACGCCUGUACUGUGUUGCCAAGGUUGGAUCCACUAGUGUCCAACUGGCAGAAACACAGGUGAUGUUUGGAUCAGUGCCUCUCAACAUGCCUUCUAUCAGAACUGCCAUCUUACACAACACUGGACAGAGCCAUGCCUACUAUCAGGUGCUAGAUGUGUGCCCUCUGCCAGGCCUGGUUGUGAGUCCAUAUGAGGGCGUGGUGCCAAGCCGGGGGCAAGCCGUGCUCAAGAUCCACUUCAGCCCUGAUUCUGUCUUCAGGUUCGACACCAGAGUGGAGAUUGAACUGAGGGGCAUGAAGUCCAUUGAGUUGAGGGUGGGCGGAUCAGUGGAGCCUCCAAAUCUUGACAUUAGUGUGUCCCAUUUCCAGUUCCAUGGCGUCCAUGCUGGUUCUCGGCGGGCGAUACCUUUCACUCUGACAAACUGCUCAUCAGCCGCAGCCCGGGUCACCUUCAACCUGUCACCAUAUGCAGACUUCUCUCUCCAGCUCCCUCAGCCCUCACACAAGAAGGGGCCAGGUGUGAGUGUUAUGGAAGUGCAGGGCUACCAGACGAAGGACUGCUCCCUUAUCUUCUCACCCACACAGGCAGCCAGUUACGACUUCGACCUGCCGGUGAUGGUCAACGGAGUGAGGUGGCCCAUUGGUCCUCUGUCUCCCUUCCCUACUCCGUCCUCCGCAUCCUCCUUCUCCUCUCUGUCAGCUGUCAGCUGGAAGCACAUGGUCCAGCCACACAGCCGCUCUGUCACCAUGGCGACACAACGGUCACCGUGCAUACAGGCCACAGUGCUGUGUGCUCCACUGGAAAUGUCCCCGUCAAGUUUACAGCUCCACGUGGAGCCUUGGGCACCACAGUCUGAAGUUUAUACUAAGACAGUGGAGCUGAAAGCAGUGAGUGAAGAGAGUGUGAUUUGGUGUGGUGUCAUCAGUAAGCAGUUGCACUGGUGGUUUGACUGCAGUGCAAUAGCAGCACCAACAGAGGACAGAACAGAGUGUGAGCUAUGUACAGUGACUCCAUCAUCUGGCCGUCUGGGGCCCAGCCAGUCCAUCUGCGUUGCGGUCAGCAUCAGGCCUGAGGCGAUCAGAACAGCGUCUGACAGAUUAAUCAAACUGUCCCUCCCUCUGUACUUGGGAUAUAAGGAUGGAGAGAGGAUGGAAGAAGAGAAGGAACAUCAGCCCUACCGAGAGCUGGCCAUCACUAUUACUGUCCAGCGUCCCAGUAUCACCUUCCACCCCCCUCAAAUCCUGCUUCGCCCAGUACCCCUGGAAAGCAAUGCAACGGCCAAACUCACCCUAGUGGCUGUGGGAUAUCCAAGUGGGACCAGGAUAUCAGCUGAAGUGGAUAAGAUGGACACGAAGGAUGGGACAAAGAUGCCGCCUGUUUCCGUCAUGUUUCCUGAGGGUAACUGCCUCCUUGUCCAAAAACAGGACCAGAGCCAUCCAAUAGGUUUGGGAAGCCAGGAAGCCAAUGUGACCUGUCUGAUUUGCAGUGUGUCCUGCUCUUCUGCCGUUCCUCUUUCCCUCUGCACAAAUAUCACAUUCACUGAACAGCACUUCAACAACAGGUUUAAGGUUAAGUUGAGCGCAAUCGCUGACAACUGUGUCUUGACAGUCUGGCCCUACAUGGCCCUGCACCGCUCGGAGCAACAGAUAGUUGUCAAGACUGGAGCCAUAGCUGAGGAGGCGAUCCUUCAGCGCUAUCAAACACCAAGUCCUGCUUCUGGCCUAGCGUCAUCCUCCUCCACAUUCGACCACAACAGCUCAACUAACAAGAGUUCAGGAUUAGGCAGUGGCAGUGUGAGUGGUCAGAGCAGCAGGGAUGAAGAAGUAGCUACAAAGAGACAGACCCUGGACAAUCCCGGCGUCCCACAAUUCCCUAAUGCCAACUCAGACGAAGGGCUGUAUCACCAGAAUGUAUUAUUGGCUGUGGAGAGGUGGUUUAGUCUCUUUGGCUGGCCCGACGGAACACAUCCUAUCUCUGUACCACACUCACUCAGAAGAGUUGUGACAAAAACUCAAAUGAAUCCUUCCAGUGGACGGACUUACCGCGUCAGCCAAAACAAAGACUACAGGUCUGUGAUGGACAUGUUUCAUCACCUGACUGGCAAAAAGAUUCCUGGAAUUCUUCACUCUGAGACAUUUUCUACAGAUAAAGACCAGCGGACCAAUCAGCUGUUAAAACAUCAUGAAGCUUUGCUUGCUUUUCUCAGGGUGCAGGGGGCCUCUCUCUGGCACAUCAGACCAGAGUAUUUGCUCGACGUGGAGGAUUUUAAACACUGGUGCUCCCAGCAGUCAAAUGAGGAAGAGCAUGGUCUGGACUACAGGAGUGUAGACUAUGAGUCUCUGAGCAAACGAUCCUGGAUGGAUGUGCUGCUGCAGAUAUACAAGGUAUUAGUCUUGUGUCGUGUGGCGGAGAGUGGUCUGAACACAAUUCUCAACCAGGAAGAUGUAGAUGGGAUCCACACUGUCAACUCACAGCCAGUGACCAGUAAUGUCUAUUCCGCCUGCGAGCUCCAGUUGCUCUCAUGGCUCAACAAGCACUUCCAGAACAUGAGGAAAACUGUCUGGGGUACAGGUGGCGUCCCUCCAGCACGCUGGAUAGUGAAUUUUGACCUGGACCUGACAGAUGGACUGGUGCUCGCUGCUCUGCUUGCUGCUUACUGUCCUUAUCUGAUCUACAGCCACUUCCAGAGGAUGUACACCACCCCGAGCAGCCUGGAGCAGAUCCUCCACAACAACAUCAUACUGGUCCAGUCCUUAACUGUACUUUCUCUCAACAUAGAUAUACAGCCCACAGAUUUGUCAGAUCCGAAUCCAGUGCAGAUGUUAAUGCUGUGCGUUCACCUGUAUGAGAGGCUGCCUCAGUACCUGCCACUGAACACUAUCACUCUAUCAGGAAGCCUGCACGGCACGUUCAGCAAGCAGGUUCGACUGAAAAGCCCAUCCUCUAAGCCUGUCAGAUACCAGGCCCUCAUUUUAGGAGAGGAUGCCCAUCUCUUCUCCCUGCCAGAUGGAUCUACUGUCAGCAUUCUUCCAAAGGCGAGCACUGAACUGACAGUCCAGUAUCGCUGCUCCUUCCUGCAGCCCAUGGAGGCCGUCCUGCUGCUCAUCUCCACCUCGACGUUUGGUCUGAGUGCCACCACUCUCGCCUUCAAUCUAAAGACCCAUGUCCGUCACAUCACACCCACAAAAACGGUCAAGUGUGUGUCACCAUGCUAUGAGCCGAGAGUGGUCCAACUGCUGAUAACCAAUCCUUUCAAUAAGGACGCUAAGUUCAGGGUGGUGCUGGUGGAGUCUACAUUCAACCCCCUGGAGCCUGAAAAGGAAAAAGAAAGCUUCAUUCAACAGGCGUCCUCCACAGCCCAGAUCGAGAAGACAGCUUCAGACAUGAGCUGUGGGGAGGAUGUGGAAGGAAACCCCUCAGCUUUCAAUGGUGAAGGCAGUGACUUCCUGAGUGCAGUGGGGAGCGUUUGUCUGAAGUCAGGCCAAACACACACUCUGAACAUCCACUACCUGCCCCUCUUACCAGGCACCAAGUUCGGCUCUGUGCUGCUAGUCUGCCCGCAGGUAGGCGACAUGGUCUAUAUUGUGAAGGCCACAGCAGAAUUGCCUCUUCCUUCCCCGCUCACUGCCAGGCCAACUUCAAACAUAGUCUUCAUCACCAGCAACUCUGUGCUAAGCCUGCGCUGCAAAGUGGAGCAGGUGUGCGAGGUGAUGGUGCGUGUGCCGCUGAUCAACGUGGCCUGGGAGCGAGCUCUGGCCAUCUGGGGUCAGCAAAGCAUGAGCGCAGAGGAGCACAGGAGGCGGAUGCUGACACACACGUUGUACAGUAGCACUGUGAGGGCAUCUACAGCCAUACGCAAGCUCUCCAAUCAACAGUUACACACACAGACGCUCUAUGGAAAGCAGGCCCAGCUGUUGAGUGGUACUGACCAAUGUAAAGUGGUUACAUAUAGUGUUGAGGUUUCUUUGCCACAGUACUUCACUUUACCCAGUACUGUUCAAAUACCUAUAAAGGAGGACACCAAUGUACCAUGGGAGGAUCCUGCAGAUUGUGGCUAUGUGGACAUUCCAUUACGGUUCCAGGCAGACCGUGUGGGACAAUUCACAUGUCAGAUGGUCCUGAAGACUUCUCGUGAUAUCAGGGUCUACAUGCUGGAGGCACUGGUUACAUCAAAGGGAGAAUCCGUUCACCUGGACUUCAGUUCGCCUGCUCACUGUUCAGUCACACAAGACAUACCCGUGCACAAUGAGACCCAGCAAGACUGGAACAUGCAAGCUGAGGUGUGCGGUGAAGGAUUCUGUGGUCCAAAGGUUUUGAAUGUACCAGCUGGGACAAAAGUCUGCUACCCCCUCUCCUUUCACCCGUCUGCACAAAGUAUCUUCAUGGGCAAGCUGUCCUUACAGAAUGACUGGGAUGGAGCUGAGCAUGUGUUUACCCUCAGAGGAGUGGGAGAGCGCCCCCUGCCUGUGGACCAUGUGGUAUCAUAUUGCCCUGUUGGGAAGACCUCAUAAACUCAGCUGGAUGUCCUCAGCUACAGCCAGGAUAAGCUCAGUCUCAAGGUAGAAGGACGUGAUGGGAAUGAGUGCCACACUGUUACUGAGGAGGUUUAUUCUGGUGGACACUCACACUCAGGGGGGAAAAGCAACAAGACAGACCACCUGGAAUCCACCAGCCAGUCCCCAGCCACCAAACCACGGUCUGGGUUCCAGUCGAGGAGGUCCAUGGCAUGUGUGUGUUUAUCCGUCUCUUCUGUCCCCAUGACAACCGUUAUCUGUGUUUGUGUGUGUGUCCAUCCCCACUCCUCCACCAAGCUCAGUGUCUGCUUUAGACCAUCAUCCAUUGGUGAGGGGAACCACAUCACUUUCACAUGCCCUCAGUCGCCAAAAUUGUGUGUGUUGUUGAGUGGGCGUGGCCUUAAUCCGGAGAGCGAGGAGCCUCUUGGCAUCUCAUCCAAGAUUCGCUCCCAUGCCUCCGUCACCGGUCCCUUCAAAAACCCCACUGAGUUCCCAGCCUCACUCAGCAUCACAAUCACAGGUCACAAGCACUUUAGCCUUUCUCAGACACGUUGUUCUUGUUGCACAUAUGACCCAAUUGGUAUACAACUCACUGAGGGCCGGUUUGAUGGGCCUGUAGUGUUUGUGCCCAUGUCUGCGGAGUUACAACACGCCUGGCUCUGCAUCACCAUGAGGCCCCUCAGCAGCUCAGGCAAUAACACUAACUUCAGCACAGACGGCACAAGGAACUUGUCAAUCAUCUGCUGGAUUUGUCCUCUCUGUGGGAUUCCCAUGGAAGUGCCUGUUGAGAGCUCGCCACUUGGCGUGGUCUGGUGUGAGGCGGGCUGCCAGCUGGAGAGGAAGGAGGAUGUACUGCACUUCCCCUGGUGUGCCGGGGAAUCAAGACUGGAAAGGACGGGAAGGGGGGGCGCCAGUUUGAAAAUGUUUUACCCAGUACAGUCUGCUACACUUUGCUGGGCGACAGUGGAAGACUCACUUUGUGAGGUUCGUUCAAACAGCGAAGCAGCGCGCUCUGAGGUGGAGGAAUGUCUUUCUGCAUCCAUCGAGGCAGCGAGGAGGGACCCUGAGACCACCCUUCAUCUAGUCUACACUCCCCUCAGGCCAUGCAAGUUACUGACCCUGUAG
Hippoglossus stenolepis (Pacific halibut) is the source of this 8352-nucleotide messenger RNA. Its product is annotated as cilia and flagella-associated protein 47. NCBI's taxonomy places the organism in Eukaryota, Metazoa, Chordata, Actinopteri, Pleuronectiformes, Pleuronectidae. Gene Ontology annotation, molecular function: protein binding. The record is from RefSeq and is a predicted model, not a curated record.